AUGCUCCGAGGGCAGCUCGUCCGCUGGUACCUGCUGGCUCUGCUUUUCCUCCCAUGUUGCCUGUGCCAAGACGAAUACAUGGAGGUGAGCGGAAGAGCUAAGAAAGCGGUGGCGAGAAUAGUGCAAAGCCACCAGCAGACUGGCCGUAGCCAUGCCCGGAGGGAGAAAGUGAGAGAGAGGAGCCAUCCUAGAACUGGGACUGUGGAUAAUACCACGUCUACAGACGUGAAGCCCCUGGGACCGGCUGAGCUCCCGCACCCCGAGGUAGAUGACCUAGCCCAGAUCGCCCCACUCUGGGCCCAGUCACCCCAAGCUGGAGGACUGCCCCCAGAUUGCAGCAAGUGUUGCCAUGGAGACUACAGCUUCCGAGGCUACCAAGGACCCCCUGGACCUCCGGGCGCCCCUGGCAUUCCAGGAAACCAUGGGAACAACGGCAAUAAUGGGGCCACUGGGCAUGAAGGGGCCAAAGGUGAGAAAGGAGACAAAGGUGACCUGGGCCCACGAGGGGAGCGAGGACAGCAUGGCCCCAAAGGAGAGAAGGGCUACCCAGGCAUUCCGCCGGAACUUCAGAUUGCAUUCAUGGCUUCUCUUGCAACUCACUUCAGCAAUCAGAACAGUGGGAUUAUCUUCAGCAGUGUGGAGACCAACAUUGGAAACUUCUUUGAUGUCAUGACUGGUCGAUUUGGGGCCCCGGUAUCAGGUGUGUACUUCUUCACCUUCAGCAUGAUGAAACAUGAGGAUGUGGAGGAGGUGUACGUGUACCUCAUGCACAACGGCAACACUGUCUUCAGCAUGUACAGCUACGAAACCAAAGGGAAAUCCGACACGUCCAGCAACCACGCAGUGCUGAAGCUGGCCAAAGGAGAUGAGGUGUGGCUGAGGAUGGGCAACGGGGCUCUCCAUGGGGACCACCAACGCUUCUCCACCUUCGCAGGCUUCCUGCUCUUUGAAACGAAGUAAACACGGGAAAUGCCAGCUCCACUUUGGGGACGCCUGGUAGCCAAGCUGGUUUUGUUCUGAUCGGAGAAAGAGUAGUCGAGGGUUCUACAGGCUGCAUUGAAAAAAAAAAUUGUUUUUUUGGUUACAUUUGUUAAUCAUACUACAGGUAGACAAUUAAUGUUGGAUGACUCAGGGGCUCAGAAGAAUAUCGCCAGGACACGGUAUUCCCUGGACUGGUACCCUCAGCACCUUCAUCACACUUUCUUAAGCGCUUAGAGGAGAAUUUCCUGUGGUGCAGGUUGGAGGCAGCUCUCCCAGUCGGAGAAGCCCUUGGCAAAGGGUUUUGACUGCUCUGCCAUUUCGCUCUCAGUUUUCAGGACCUUCUGAAGUCUUGGUUUCUUCAGAACCUUUCAGAGAAGUGGGGCAGUGAUAAGCAUGGAGCUGAGGCAAGAACAGAGCACUUGCCAAGAUGUUCCACGCACAUUUGCAAAACCCAGUUACACACAUUCUUGUACAACCCUAAGAUGUAAUGCUUUGCUCUAGUAGGUCAAGAUUCAUGAAUAAAAUAUAAACAUUUGCAACUCCCCAUAGCUUUUAGAUAGAAAGAGCAUUCACAAUGUCCACAGUGAUGUGGCUCCGCCUUUUUUGAGGGCAAUUCUGUCACAAAAUCUUAUCUUCUAAUCAUUUUACAUUUUAGAAAUAGAAUUUUUUCAUGACCCAGACUUGGGUUUAUCAAAUUGAAUCUUUAAACAAAACUGUUUUAAUGUGGGUAAAAAUAUAUAAAACAAAACACCUGCUAUUUCAACAUGCUUGUCAAGUAGAUAUGUAACAAAUUAUUUGCCAUUUGCACAUUCGUCACAUGCACGGACAUGUGACAUUGGGCAAAGUCAUCAUGGCACGCAACCAGCACCACGGUUUCCAAGUACUCCACUCCCGUCGCCAUCAGUGCCCUCUGGACAGACCUCCCCUUUCCUCCUCCUGAGCCCUGGUAGUGGCUAACAACCUUCGGUCUCUCUGUUUAGCUAUUUCAUAUCAUGGUGUUACAUAACAUUUGUCCUGUUGUUUUGACUUAGCUCACUCCAGAUGUUCUCAAAACUCAUCUAUGUGUCAUUUCUCUUUAUCACUAAUAUCCCGUUGCAUGUGUACUCGAAGGCAUCCCAUAUUUUGUUUUUUCACUCAUCUGUUGAUGGACCCUUCAGGUUGUUUCUUAAUGAAAUUUGGGAAACAAGUU
Messenger RNA from Echinops telfairi (small Madagascar hedgehog), 2170 nucleotides. RefSeq names its product C1q and TNF related 3 (gene C1QTNF3). The record is from RefSeq and is a predicted model, not a curated record. Bases 1 to 960 code for a protein of 319 amino acids. The transcript has 6 exons. Gene Ontology annotation, molecular function: protein binding. NCBI's taxonomy places the organism in Eukaryota, Metazoa, Chordata, Mammalia, Afrosoricida, Tenrecidae.